Messenger RNA from Chaetomium globosum CBS 148.51, 2622 nucleotides. RefSeq lists its product as uncharacterized. Gene Ontology annotation, cellular component: plasma membrane. Bases 1 to 2622 code for a protein of 873 amino acids. Gene Ontology annotation, molecular function: calcium-activated cation channel activity. The record is from RefSeq and is a predicted model, not a curated record. The transcript is spliced from 3 exons. NCBI's taxonomy places the organism in Eukaryota, Fungi, Ascomycota, Sordariomycetes, Sordariales, Chaetomiaceae.
AUGAACAUGUUCGAAGACCCCGACAAUCCCGACUGCGGCGGCGAUAAUGCGGUCAGACCCGGCAAGAAGGACACCCAAGUCCAGCUCGUCAUCUCUCUUGCUCUGGGCUUGUCGGCAUUCAUAGCUUUCUGCAUCCUCCGACCACGAUGGAAGUCCCUUUACGCCGCCCGAAAACGACACGCCAAUCCCCUUCUCGGUCUGCCAUCUCUCCCCGACACCUUCUUUGGCUGGAUUCCCGUGUUAUACCACAUCACCGAACAGCAGGUCCUGUCCUCGGCCGGCCUCGACGCAUAUGUGUUCCUCGCCUUCUUCAAGAUGUCCAUGCGCCUCUUUGGCACCAUGUUCUUCUUCGCCGCUGUCGUGCUCGGGCCGAUCAAUCAUCACUUCCUCGACAACGCCAAGUCGACCGAGAUAUUUCUGUUUAGGCCAUUCGCAACGGGCUACAAGGAUGAGCUUGCAAGACGGCUCGUUGAUCUGGAGAAGUCAGACCGCAAUCAAGACGACAGCUUCAACCGCAACCUGGGCUAUUUGUGGUCAUAUUUGGUGUUUACCUAUUUUUUCACUGGUCUUACCCUUUUUUUCAUGAGGAGGGAGACGGCCAAAGUGAUACGCGUGCGCCAGGACUAUCUGGGUACCCAAUCCACCAUUACCGACCGAACCUUUCGCCUAUCCAGCAUCCCCGAGGAACUAAGAACCGAGGCCGCCAUCAAGGACCUGGUGCAGAAGCUCGAGAUUGGCAAGGUUGAAAGUGUCACUCUUUGCUGCAAUUGGGCCGAGCUUGACAAGUUGAUGGAAGAGAGGAAGACUGUUCUGGCCAAGCUGGAGGAGACCUGGAGUGUCUACCUCGCACAUACGCCACUAGCGGCCACCGAAUCACGGACAAAUGGGAGUGGUGAUAAUGGCAUCGGGGGCCGUGCGAGCGGUGCCCCAGAGGUGGUAGAUGAGGAGGCAGGAGAAGGCGAUCGUCUCUUGAGCCAGGACGAGGCUCAGCCGUCUGAGAGACGGCGUCCACGGACCCGUUUUUGGUAUGGUUUCUUGCGUCUCCAAAGUAGAGAGACCGACGCUAUCGACUAUUACACCGAAAAGCUACGCCAGCUCGACGACAAGAUCACCGCCGCGCGAAAGAAGACAUACGAGCCUGCCGACCUUGCCUUCGUCACCAUGGACUCCAUUGCUGCCUGCCAAAUGGCGAUUCAGGCACUUGUCGACCCUCACCCAGGCCGUCUCCAGACAAAGCCCGCUCCUGCACCGUCCGACGUCGUAUGGAAGAACACAUACGCCACGCGCUUUAGCCGCCGCGCUCGGUCUUGGACUGUGACGACCUUCGUCGCUAUUCUUUCCGUUGUGUGGUUGGUUCCCGUCGCCUUCCUUGCCUCCGUCCUCAGCAUCUGCACCAUCAACAAGUUCCUCCCAGCCUUUGGCGAUUGGCUCAAGGAACACGAAAUCGCCCGAACCCUCGUCCAGACAGGCCUCCCAACGCUCGUCGCCUCCCUGCUCAACGUCGCGGUUCCCUACCUCUACGACUAUCUCUCCUGGCACCAAGGCAUGCUCUCGCAGGGGGACAUCGCCCUCUCGGCCAUCAGUAAGAAUUUUUUCUUCACCUUCUUCAACAUCUUCCUCAUCUUCACCAUCUUCGGCGCCGUCACCUCCAUCUUCGACGUCCUCCGCAACUCUCUCAAAGACACCACCUACAUCGCCUACACCCUCGCACGCAAGAUCGAAGAGCUCUCCGUCUUCUACACCAACUUCAUCAUGCUCCAAGGCCUCGGGCUCUUCCCCUUUCGUCUCCUCGAGCUCGGCAGCAUCGCCCAAUACCUCAUCCUGCGCAUGGGCGCCAAAACCCCGCGCGACUUCGCCGAACUCGUCCAACCCCCCAAAUUCUACUACGGCUUCUACCUGCCCACCGCCCUGCUCGUCUUCAUCCUCUGCCUCGUCUAUAGCGCCCUGCGCGGCGGCUCCCUCGUCCUCGGCCUCGGCCUCGCCUAUUUCUCCCUCGGCUACUUCACUUACAAGUACCAGUUGCUCUACGCCAUGGACCAGCCCCAGCACGCCACCGGCGGCGCCUGGCGCAUCAUCUGCUACCGCAUCGUGCUCGGCCUCGUCGUCUUCCAGCUGACCAUGUCGGGCUACUUCGCGCUGAAGAAGGCCUUCACCGUCGCGCUGCUGGUCGGCCCGCUGUUUGUCGCCACGCUGUGGUAUGGGUGGGACUUCCGCCGGCGCGUGGAGCCGCUGACGCGGUUCAUUGCGCUGAGGAGUAUUGAGCGUCCCGGUGAGGGCGGCGAGACGGCGAUUGUGGAUGGGGAUUUGGGUGGGGCGGGGGGGGAUGCUGAUGCUGCUGGGGCCGCGGAGCAGCAGAGGGAGGUGCUGCGGAGGGGGAGUACCGUGGACGAGGACCGCGAGAAGGGCCUGCGGUUUGUGAAUCCCAGUUUGGUGGCGCCACUCGAACAACCCUGGAUCUACGAGGAGGCGCCGCCACCGUUGCUGAUCUCAGACACGGGUUCCCUCCCCGGCUCCGAUUCGGGCCUGGGCACGCCGCGUCGCAGGACGGGUGGUGUUGGCGGUGGCAGCAGCAACUCGUCUAGCUCCGUGAGUCUGGGCGACACGCACAUCUGGAGGGAAUGA